Molecule: messenger RNA, 2163 nt
Organism: Carassius carassius (crucian carp)
Lineage: Eukaryota; Metazoa; Chordata; Actinopteri; Cypriniformes; Cyprinidae
Gene: crtc1b
Product: CREB regulated transcription coactivator 1b
Exons: 12
Coding region: 281-2020 (579 amino acids)
Biological process (GO): protein homotetramerization; positive regulation of transcription by RNA polymerase II
Cellular component (GO): cytoplasm; nucleus
Molecular function (GO): cAMP response element binding protein binding
Source: RefSeq, a predicted model, not a curated record
UAAAAAUGUUUUUUUUAAACUAAUAAACAUAUCUUUAUUUUACAUUAGCAGCCUUGUCAUAAGCGCCUUUAGUGCACCUUAUAAUAUUUUUUAAGGAUAAAAAGCAGGUAUUUUCAAUCAUGACAUGACACAUGAAGACAUUUCAUUGAGCUAGUGAAGGUGUGUGUUAUCAAUCAUGCGCUCCUCCAGUGGACUCCAAAGCCCACAACUCUUCCCGUGAUGACGCCGCAGCGCACAACGCGUCUCACGCAACGCUCGGUGUUUUGGAGAACAACGGAAGAUGGCGAGCUCAAACAAUCCGCGAAAAUUCAGCGAGAAAAUCGCCCUGCACAACCAGAAGCAGGCGGAGGAGACCGCGGCGUUUGAGGAGGUCAUGAAAGAGCUGAGCAUCACGCGAGCUGCACGGUUGCAGUUACAGAAGACCCAGUAUUUGCAACUAGGCCAGAAUCGAGCUCAGUGCUAUGGAGGGUCACUGCCCAAUGUCAAUCAGAUUGGGAAUAGCAACACUGACCUCCCUUUUCAGACAGCGGUUUUAGACACCAGUCGGACAUCACGACAUCAUGGCCUGGUGGACCGCGUGUAUCGGGACAGGAACCGCAACGCUUCUCCUCAUCGUAGACCUCUUUCUGUGGACAAGCAUGGACGUCAGAUUGACAGCUGCCCCUACGGCUCCGUAUAUCUGUCACCACCACCUGACACAAGUUGGAGGAGAACCAACUCUGACUCAGCUCUACACCAGAGCGCUGUGAAUCCAGCUCCACAGGAUACUUUUGUUGGUGGAUCUCAGGAACUACAAUCAAAAGGAGUAAAAACUUUGCUGUUGCUCACGCCUCCAGAUACAGAGGACACUGAAUCAGAGAUGGAGAAAGACGAGCCCAAAGCAUCUCUGCAUACAGAGUCAUGUGACGUUCCUGGGAUUCACAUAUUUCCAUCUCCUGAUGAAGAAAUUAAUAGUUCUUUGAUGCCAUCUGCUCACAGCAGUGGCGGCUCCUUACCUGAUCUGACAAACAUCCAGUUCCCUCCUCCUCUCCCCACCCCACUGGAUCCAGAUGACCCCAUUACCUUCCCUACCUCCAGCUCCAGCAGCACCACCAACCUGACACACUUGGGCAUCAGUGCUGCCAGUCAUGUCCCUCCCUCCCCUCCUGCCCAGCACACUGGGCCUGUCUCCUCAUCCAAUAUCAGCACACAGCCGCCUGCCCCCACACUACCACCUGCCAUCUCACCCCAAAUACCCAUCGCACAGCCAAUCAUGAUGGACAGCCUGUCCCUGGAGCAGCAGUUGUCUCAAUACUCACUGCUGAGUUUACUGAACGACCUGCAGAAACAGCCGCACACCUUCCCUCAGAACAUUCGUCUCAUACGCCUCCCGCCUCUCACUGUAAGCUCCACCCCUAACACCACCCAGUCCUCUCUUGCCAGCCAAUCACAGUCAGCCACAAGCGGAGAUGCCAACUCGUACCGCAGUCAGACAGGCUCUUCAGCCAAUCAGUCACCAACAUCUCCAGUGUCCAAUCAGGGCUUCUCACCUGGCGGUUCACCGCAACAUAUUCAGGUGGUUGGAAGCAUCUUUGGGGAUUCAUUCUAUGAUCAGCAACUUCAAUCCAGACAGACCAAUGCCUUAUCCAACCAGCUGGAGCAGUUCAACAUGAAUAUGAUGGAGAAUCCAGGCGGCUCUAGUCACUGUUCAACGCUGAACUACACGCAGGCAGCCAUGAUGGGUUUAACCGGGAGCCACAGCAGUCAGCAGGACAUGCAGCAGCUCGGUUACAGUAGCCAUGGCAACAUCCCCAACAUCAUUCUCACAGUGACGGGAGAAUCUCCACCCAAUCUCUCCAAAGACCUCACCACCUCGUUGGCCAGCGUUGGUGACAUGAGCUUUGACGCAGACUCUCAGUUCCCAUUGGACGAGCUGAAAAUCGACCCGUUGACACUGGACGGACUGCACAUGCUCAAUGAUCCGGACAUGGUUCUGGCCGAUCCGGCCACUGAGGACACGUUCCGCAUGGAUCGACUGUGAACCCGUGAAUGCAAUUCAAAGCAAGACAUUCUGCUGCAUGGCCUCUCAGUUCACCAUCUGGUCAGUGGCCGUCCACGUCCCCCCAAACACCCACGUAACAGCAGGCUGCCAAACCACUCAUGGCCAGGGACUGGUGGUGACGG